This is a messenger RNA of Tachysurus vachellii, 6076 nucleotides long. RefSeq names its product pleckstrin homology domain containing, family M, member 3 (gene plekhm3). The transcript is spliced from 9 exons. Lineage: Eukaryota; Metazoa; Chordata; Actinopteri; Siluriformes; Bagridae. The coding region runs from base 639 to 2756 and encodes 705 amino acids. The record is from RefSeq and is a predicted model, not a curated record.
CGCGUUUGUGCUGCACAGCGGACUAUGACAGUUUGUAAACAUAUUCAGGGAUGCUGAAUGUGCUGUUCGGGCAUUGGCCAGAGGUGAUGUAAUACCCUCUAAAUAAUGCAUGGCCUUAAGAAUGUGAAAGACCAUGAGGCAGAAAGCGCAGGCAGAGGAAAUCGAUGUCAGUGUGAGAGAGAGGGAAAUCUGCAAGUGUCUGGGCAGAACACAGCAUCACAUGGAAAGAAAUAGCAACAGACAGUGGAGAACCUCACCCCAGUACAAAGGGAUGAUCUGAUCAUAUCCAAACCCAGGAUGUUGAAGCCUUGGGUGGUUCAUUGCUCCAUGCACCACAUUUCAGUCCCUUUCAUUGAGAUACUGCUGCCUCCUGACUUGAACACGUGCAACACCUAAAUAUAAACAGUGCCAUGACGGAAUCCCAUUCUUAGCCAAUACCACUUUUCUUAAAACAACAGAGGCAGUAAAUGUUGACGCAUCGAGCCAUGUCUUUUUAACGGUGUCCGGAAGGGAUUCUAGCCCUCAAGGAAAGCCACAUUUGCCAGGCUUCUUCUUGGGCCUAGACGGCAGAUGGUUCAUCACUGUGGCCUUGAGGCCUGGAAUCCAACUCCUUCUCUGGUGUAAAGACUGUGGAGGUGAUGGAGGGAUCAGAAGUGGAGGACAUCAGUCCAGCCCUUGAGGCAACAGAAGACUACCUGCACUGCUUGGACAGUGGUCCAGAAGCUGGACAAAUUUGCCCUACCAAACUAAAAGAGGUGUCCACUCUAGACAAACUAAACUCCAGUGGGGUAUGGGGGUUGCUGACUGGGGAACAGACCGAGAUAGCGUCUCAUAACCUAGCCUGGGCUAAACAAACAUCCUUCAGUGUUCUGGGCCUGAAGAAUGGGAAAAGGAACCGAGCUCGCUCGACAAACGAUUUGGCAGCCCAUGCCAAAGAGACCAACUCCACCAGUUCAUCUAGUGGCGGCUUCAAAAAAGGGCACAACAGAUCACGGUCAGAUGUCAACUAUCGGACGUACACUGAUAACGGCGUGCCAGCCAUUGACAAGAACACCCUCAAGAAUAUGGCAUUAAAUGACCAAAUGGAAGGCAAUAAGGAGAGCACCACUAGUCUGGUAAAGCAGGGCAUUUUGGAGCACAGAGAGGGUCCUUGGGGCCGUUGGAAUACCUGCCAUGUGGAGCUCACACCCUGUGAGCUGCGGGUCUACAGCCUGGACAGCAGUGGGAACAGGCAGCUGUGUACAGCCCUGUCACUGUCUCACUGCCAGAGCGUGGGUGCGCUUCAGCCUCAGGAUGGCCGUGUGCUACAGGCCCUUUUCUUCAACAGUACUCGGUUGCAGCUCCGUGCUCCCUGUCAGUGGGAGGCUCUGGAGUGGCGCCGUCUUCUUUGGGAAUGUGUCCUGGUUGCCCGUCCAGGCGAGCCCUCUUCUGCUGCUUCUCCAAACCCUCAAGAACUGGAUUCCAAUUCGGUCUCUUUGGCAACCUCUCGUCCACUAGUCCGUCCAAAAGCCCUGCCCCUAUUCACUCAGCACUGUGCUGACGUGCUCAAAGUAGGCCUCCUGUAUCAACUUAGCGACCUCAACAACUGGAGCGCUUUCACCUUCGUGCUCAGCCGCACCCAACUGCAGGCCUUCCAAACCGAGGGCAGAGGGCCAGUUUGCGAGCCCGUGCUGCGGUACUCUCUUGCCUCCUGCUUGGCUGUUCAGCGGGAUGAGGCUGAUGGAGGAGUCUGUGCCCGCUUCCAGGCCAUCUUCCCUGAGGAGGUGCUGCGUCUACGUGCUGAGAGUGAGCCUCAGGCCCGGGACUGGGUGGAGGCCCUGCGCACAUCUGUGGCUGUCCAGAGACCUCAAGGGGAGAGCAGUCGUAUAGCGCCACCUGGAGUGCUAAUGAGGAGCAGACCAGCCCGGGAGCGUCGCCAAAGGGAGGCCCAGAGAGCCAAGCGCCAGUCUGUUACAACAAGCUUCCUGAGUAUUCUCACUUGUUUGGCUGUAGAGAAGGGUCUGACCGCUCAAAGCUUCAGAUGUGCAGGAUGUCAAAGACCGGUGGGAUUGUCAAGAGGCAAGGCCAAGGUUUGCUGCUACAGUGGAUGGUACUAUUGCCAGAGCUGCCACCAAGACAACCUCUUCCUUAUUCCUGCACGACUGUUGCAUAACUGGGACACCAGCAAACAUAAGGUGUCCAAGCAAGCUAAGGAGUUCUUAGAGUUUAUAUACGAGGAGCCCUUGAUGGAUGUGCAGCAGUUGAACCCAGGCCUGUACGAACACUCGGAACCUCUAGCCGCCGUACUCAAGCUGCGGCAGCAGCUCAAGUCUCUCAGGGCUUACUUAUUCAGCUGCCGAGCCACGGUAGCCGAGGACCUACGGCGCAGGAUUUUUCCAAGGGAAUACCUGUUACAGCACAUUCACCUGUACUCUCUGGCUGACCUCCAGCAGGUAAUAGAUGGGAAAUUGGCUCCCUUCCUCUCUAAAGUGAUCAAGUUUGCCAGUUCCCACGUGUACAGCUGCAGUCUGUGUCGAGAGAAGGGCUUCAUCUGUGAGCUUUGCCACAACGGCCAGAUCCUCUACCCUUUCCAAGAGAACGCCACCAAGAGGUGCGAGGGAUGCGGAGCGGUGUUCCACACCGAGUGCCGGCUGCGUGCCCAGCCUUGUCCACGCUGUGUUCGUAGAGAGCUGCACAAGAAGCCAUCUUCAUUCUGGAAGAAGCACAACCACAGCGAGAGCCCCGACGACGACUGCUGCUUCGAGCUGGACACCUGAGCUCAAGCUCGGAUUGCGAGGGAGCCCCCCCUCCCACCUGGGCCUGUUUUACUGACCAACAGCCAACUGCGGCUGAGUUUCUGCAUGUGCGCUUCCAGGACUUACUACACGCCGUCUCAGUGAGCCCUGUAGAAGAGCUCUGUGUUUGUCGACAAGGAAAAGAAGGGUCUUUUUGUUUGUUUUUCAGUCCUCUCUUUCUUUCUCUCUUUCUGUCUUUCCCUUAACCCUCCCUCCCUUCCUCCUUCUCUGUCGCUUUUUCCUUCUCUCCUCCUCUCACCUGAGAGAUAGGGGGCACGCAGACAAUACUUCAGUCCCUGAAGAGGAGAGGUUUCAUAAUGAUACCAAUUUGCCCUCUCCUUUCAUCUACCAAAUGACAGCCGGGCCAACCGGCAAAUGCGGAACCGAGUGGAGUACUCUCUCAUGCUAGCGUGUAAACACACUCGAGCAGUCUGACACAAAAUAAUGCAGUCUCUGAAAAUCCAAGACUAAAUCAUUUUCUCUGCACAACAGAGCAUCUAAUCCAUUAAUGGCCACGCUACGAUCGGAUGUUGAAAAUCUCAUCUAGUAGGAAAAAGUCUUAGAAGUUAGUAUUCAACCUAUAGACGCAAACAUCCGCAUUACCCUCGACUGUCUUCCUCUCUGCAUUCCUGCACAACUUCUGUGAGCAGUCAAUUUAGAACAGGACAAUAUACGAACAGCGUUUCUUACACUGUUUAGUUGCAUACAGUGGAGAAAGCUUGGUGCCAUAAUUACCACUGGACCGAGGACUAAGCCUUGGGGAACCCCCUGUUUUGUUUUUUUUUUUUGUUUUUUUUUUAAAGAGGAAUUUAGAAACAUAAUCUCACGCACUCGAGACAUGCACAAUGGUUUGGACUCCUAUGAAGUGACUCUUGGCUUAUUUGAGUCAAAGGCAACGCUCGCUCAGAGAGGUUGGCAUCUCAUCCUGUACAGCUGGAACUGAAGUUUAUUGCUGCUCAGUGCCACUGCCUAUAUGCAGCUGAGCCACGUUCCCUUUGCCAACCGCUGGCUUUUUGAUUACAAACUACCCUGAGCCACAAGCUCCCAAAUUAUAGUCCAGAGCACUGGGGCUUUGUUUAGCAUUGGUAGACCCAGUUCAACAAGGAUGGCGGAGUAAACCCGCCCGCUGACGGGCUCGUUACUCACGUUGUCCACCCCUACCGCAGGAUUGGAUCAAUAUCAGUCGCUCGUCUCACUGGGUGUGCAUUCACACUCCAUUUUCCGGCUACUUGAACUAAGCACUGGCAAUAAUAUCACUCAUUUUGCUUUUUUUUUGCUGCCUUAUUUGACCUCUUGGUUCUCAUCAUCGUUUCCAAAGGGACAGUGAUUUGACAAUGCACAACGACACAUGCUUUCGCUUGAAUUUCUGUUUUUCUUUUCCUAUGCAAAUUAGAUAGGCUAAGUGACCUUUUUCUUGCGCUUAAAAAAUCCCCCAAACUUCUGAUCCCCCCUCCACUUUUAUUUUCCUUCUUCAAGCAUGAAGGUGAGAUCAGGAUCAGAUUUCAGGCACCGUACCAGUAAUGUAAAAGCUUUCGGUGUAAUUCUUGUUUUUUUUUUUUUUUUUUUUUUUUUUCUUGAUUCUGAAGGAUAACAUUAUUUAUUGUUCUGGCUUGCAGUGAUGAAGGAUAGUUAACGGCUAAAGGACUUAGACAUGGAGUUUUCCCCCUGUUACAGAGAAGCAGCUAGGCCAAACUUUAAGUAUACAUUUUUAUUGCGCUGAAUUCUUUUUAUUUGUUUACUGGUUUGUAAAAAUGUUUACAUCAUGUAUUUCACACAGAGCAGCUUCUUUGUGUUUUUUUUUUGUUUGUUUUUUUCGUUUUUGUCAUUUGCACCAAACGAGUACACGUGUUUACUUUGAAUAGACUUGAAGGAAAUGGGCGGACGUUGGUUGGUGGUUACUAGACUGUAGAAUUUGUGUGCCACUUGUUAAUAAUUGUUCCUAAUUUGACUGUAUUAAUCAAACCUCUUUCUCAUAUACACUUUGCCUGCCUUAAACUAAAAGCCAGUACAUCUACCUGUUGAUAACGAUCUGGUAUUGUACCUUAGUAAUACAGUUUGUUGGGGAUGAAUAGGUUCUCAUCGUCUAAUCUGUAGUUCAGACUGAAACUUCCUUAAUUGUUGAUUGUACAGAGUUUUUGAUUAUUAGACCCACCUCUUUUGCUGAAAUCGGUAGCAAAAUUUGGCAGUUUGACACUGGCAGUUUGAAUAUCUGCUGUACGACAAAGCCUGUUUUGGGUCUUUUACAGCAUCCGGCACGGUUAAUGCGUUUGAAUUGAGAGAUUGCUGGUUGUGAAUACUCUGAUGAGCAGACUUGUACUAGUUAGUCAGUAAGUUGAGCUUCCUUAAUAACACUGAUGACAAAUUGCAGGAAAAAAAAAACACUCGAUCACUAGAACAGAUUCAGUGCAGCUUGGCAGAGAUUCUCUGAAUCUGUACUGGAGUGAUUUAGCAAUUGAUGACGAUUAUGAUGAUGAUAAUGAUGUCACAUCUAAAAUCGAUCAUAGGUGUCCAGUUGGAUUGAGAUCUGGUAAGUUUUAGGGCUUUAUCUUAUGAUUUACAUCCUCAACAAACCAUACAGUGAGUUUUCGUGAUCUGUAAAUGUAGGCGGAGUCAUCCUGGAAGAGACCACACCUAUCAGGACAGAAAAGUUAGGAUAAACAGCUGAUGAUUAGCUGCCAGCAGAACUUUGCCACCAUUUUUUUUUUUCAUUUAAUUUGUCACCGAUUUUUAUCUUAGCUCCCGGAUUCCUAUUCUUUGCUUUUUGUUUCAUUUCUGUCCAUAAAUGUUUGCUCGUAGCCUGACGUGAAGUUGUUCCACAAAUAGUACAACCUGUAAUAGUAUUAUUGAUUAGUCUGGAAUUGAACUUAUUAGCACUGUUGUAAAGUUAUCUUCAGGGAUUUUAAACACUGAAAAUGGUGAUACUGAAAGAGGAAAAAUAAGGGAACAGAUAUAAGUGGAAGUACUUUCAUUCCUUUUUGUACAACAAAACCUAUUUGUACAUCGUUAUUACAUUUGAAAUGUGAUCAUCUUACAGUUUUAGCCACCCUGCUGUUCUCUGUUGUAUAUAAUUCAAUGAUCCGUAUCAGCAGUUGAUUAAAGCAGUAUUUAUUAUAUUUAUGUUCUAUUUAUCUUCGACUGUAUCCAUGCCUGAUUCUGCUUGUUCUUCCCAUUCUGUCAUCCUACAUCCAAAAACUUGACACCACGGACAGCCUCUUAUGCAAAUAUAUAAAAAAAAAAAUCGUAGUGUUUCUCUAUUGGUUGCUUUUUUUUUUUUGUCACUGAUACCAAUAAAGUAAGUUACC